CGUCCUUGGAGCCAGAGACCCUGCCAGCAGUUCUGCGGGCGGGGCCUGAACAGUUCCUCCAGACACCACUCCUGGGAGUGCUGCACCGCUUCCCAGCUGUCUGCUCCGGUCCCUUGCCACCCUCCACUUUCCAGCAUGCCUGGUCCGACCCCCAGUGGCACUAACGUGGGCUCCUCGGGACGCUCUCCCAGUAAAGCAGUGGCCGCCCGGGCGGCGGGUUCCACGGUCCGGCAGAGGAAAAAUGCCAGUUGUGGAACAAGGAGCGCAGGCCGCACGACCUCAGCAGGCACUGGGGGGAUGUGGCGGUUCUACACAGAAGAUUCUCCUGGCCUCAAAGUUGGCCCUGUUCCAGUGUUGGUUAUGAGUCUGCUGUUCAUCGCUUCUGUAUUUAUGUUGCACAUUUGGGGCAAGUACACUCGUUCAUAGAUUUGGCUACGUCCAUCUGUCUGUCAUCUGAAGAAGGAAUAAAAAAAACAACCCAGUAUAUCUUGGACCAAAAGCAUAGUGAUUGUCUGUUCAUGAGAAAGAAAUUUUCUGUAAGCUUACUGUUUUACAGGGAACUUAAUGAGAACUGAUUUUAAGGAAUCAAUUUUUUUCUAUGGCUAAUAAACUUUUUAAUUCAUUUAUAC
Molossus molossus (Pallas's mastiff bat) is the source of this 629-nucleotide messenger RNA. It is a transcript of the gene SEC61B, whose product is annotated as SEC61 translocon subunit beta. Gene Ontology annotation, biological process: intracellular protein transport. Gene Ontology annotation, cellular component: Sec61 translocon complex. NCBI's taxonomy places the organism in Eukaryota, Metazoa, Chordata, Mammalia, Chiroptera, Molossidae. The transcript is spliced from 4 exons. The record is from RefSeq and is a predicted model, not a curated record. The coding region runs from base 136 to 426 and encodes 96 amino acids.